AUGGCUGGAAGAAACCCAAAAUAUAAUACAUGGAGUCACCGCGGACGAAGAGACACAUUUGAAACAAAUUUUCAUAUCGGAGAAGAUGACCAAACAUCAAACAGCUCAACACAUAAUUCUCUUGACGAAGCCUCAACCCUAAAUCCAAGAUACAGAAACAACUCACGAUCUGACAGCUUGACUGAAAAUAGUGAAGACGGUGACGGUGAAACGCCAGAGGACGAAGGCAAUUUAGAAGAUAUCACUUUGAAGACAGAAAAUGAUAUUGAGAUUACAAAUGAGAUUAAUGAGACCGUUGUCACAGAUAAUAGUAUUGAGGGCAUAUCAGUUUCAGACAUAUUGGUAAACCUAAAAUCAGAUGGAGGUGAUAAAGUAUUUGAAAUUGUUGUGGGUGGGGCGCGCUCGGUUUCAUCAUCACCUAAUCCCGUUGAAACAAAUAAAGUCGUGUUAAGAGACAAACGUGGACAUAAAUUACACUUGACAAGGCCAGAGUCCAAUUUUACGCCGACAUUGAACAAGACUAAAAAGAAAGUAAAACGGUUCCGGUCGACAGGAGGUAGUAUAUAUCAAAAAGACAGAGAGAAAGAUGUAUUUCUUUUGUAUUUCUCAGACGGAAAGGCAACCGCCAUGGAUUUAUCCUUCGCUUUUAAAAGACAUAGUAUAGAAUGGUGCGAAUAUGAAAAGGAUUUUAACCCCUCUCAUAGUAUUUUGUAUGACCUAUCUGUGUUUUUAUUUACAUGUAAGAGAAUAGUUGCUGUAUUAUCUCCAGGUUUUUAUCAGAGUAAUCUGUUUAUGUAUUUCCUUCAGACUACAGUUAAAUACUGCGUAGAUCAUGGGAAAAAUGCUCUUAUUCCAAUACUCGUAGAUACAACACCGUCGGACAUACCCCUAUGGUUAAAUAGUUUUCGAUAUUUCCAAUGUGUCCAUCCAAAUUGGACUGAAGAUGUGUGUGAAGUAUUGGCAGAAAAAGUUCAACCACUCAAAUGUAAAGACCAUGUUUGGAAUGAACAUUUUAAUACAAUAAGCUCUACUACAUCAGAACCACUUAAUCCGAAAAAAAAACUGUCCAAAAGAACGGAAAGAGAAAUGAAGAUUUGGCUGCAGACAAAGUUCGGCAGCCUUCCUCAAGAAUUUCAAAAUGAACGAUCUAAUGCUGGUGAAAACGAAGAAAUUGAAAAAACGGAGAACGUGAGUGCAAAGAGAGGAGUAAACAGUGAAAUAAUGUUCGCUAAUCAACUACGACAAGAAAAUAAAAAAGUUUAUGACAGUGCAGACACAUUUAUUGAAGAGGGUUUUGAUGUAGCUGUCGGAGAUAUCUUAGAAAUUUGUGAAACUUGUGAGGACGGGAAAUAUGUUAGAGUUAGAAACAGUAGGGGACAAACAACAAGUAUGCCAAAGCAAAAUGUGUUACCCAACGUAUUUUUACUUCCAAAAGCAGCUGUUGAAAUGUUACAAUUCCCAGCAUUGAAAGCAGAAAACGAUGCAUUCGAAAGAGAGUUGCGUUCGAUUGGUAUGAAGGUCUUUACGACAGUUCAUUCGGCGCCUUUAAAUUCCCGAUAUAAAUUCCAAAAAAAUGAUAUUUUUGCAAAAAUAUAUGUGAAAGGAAAAUAUGCGAAUGUAAAAAAUUGUCGAAAUGAAAUCUUAUUCGUGGAAAAUCGAUUUCUCAAAGAAAAAGAUUUCAAACAGAAUUAAACCUAGGAAAUUAGGUUGUUGCAAAUAAAAGUUUUGUCAGGAAACCUCUUUUGAAGAUAAUUUACAUUUUGGUUAUAAUAUCGUUAUGCUUUCAGAGAUCAUCUUUUGUCAGCAUUAGAAUAAUAUUAUAUUUAUUUGCAAUCUAUCACGAUUUAUAGUCUUUAUACACUAUCACCGUACUAUUCAAAUCAUACAAAAAUGCACUUAUUAGCUCCCAAAGUUUCUUACAGUGUAUGUAGUUCAUUUAUGACUAAAAUAUCUUGAAAAAAUUCAUAUUACCUUGUA
Molecule: messenger RNA, 1977 nt
Organism: Lottia gigantea (owl limpet)
Lineage: Eukaryota; Metazoa; Mollusca; Gastropoda; Lottiidae
Exons: 5
Coding region: 1-1692 (563 amino acids)
Biological process (GO): signal transduction
Source: RefSeq, a predicted model, not a curated record